Messenger RNA from Adineta ricciae, 987 nucleotides. NCBI's taxonomy places the organism in Eukaryota, Metazoa, Rotifera, Eurotatoria, Adinetida, Adinetidae. The record is from the annotation of a GenBank genome assembly.
AUGACAGAGAGAAAACUUGUACGACGUCCCAAGAAAGCGAUUCGGAAAGAUAUUUCAACUUUCAAUGAAACACAUCAAGAUACCAAUACACGCAAACAACAAUAUUCAACAUUGGUUUCAAGUUAUUACAGCUUAACAACAGAUCUCUAUGAGUUAACUUGGGGUCCAAGUUUCCAUUGUGCGAAUCGGUUUCGUGCGGAGACAUUCGCUGAAUCAAUUCAACGACAUGAAUCUUAUCUAGCACUACGCAUGCAACUGAAACCAGGCGAUAAAGUACUCGAUAUUGGUUGUGGUGUCGGAGGACCAUUGAGACGUAUUGCAUACUUAUCAGGUGCACAUAUUACCGGUGUGACGAUUAGUGAAUAUCAAGUACAACGGGCUAGAGAGAUUGAUGUGCCAGCGAAUUGUGAAUUUGUUCAUGGUGAUUUCAUGAAUUUGCCAUUUGAAGACAAUACUUUCGAUCAUGUUUAUGCCAUUGAAUCUGUCUGUCAUGCGCCAAAUAAGGCGAAAUGCUUGGCUGAAGUUUUUCGUGUCCUUAAACCUGGUGGUUCAUUUGUUGGUUACGAUGCUUGUGUUACCGACAAAUAUGAUCGGCAGAAUCCUGAACACGUUGAAAUCAUACGCUCUUUAGAAGCAAACUUUGCUUUGCCAGAACUCCGGCCUACUGCUGAAUUCGCUUCAGAUCUUGAAUCUGUUGGAUUUACUGUUGAAGAAAGUCGAAUCAUUCCCGAUGGUGAUGUUCCUGAUUAUCAACCAUUUGACAAAGGUCCUUCGUUGCGCUCAUGCAACUAUCAUCGUACAGGUCCUCUUGCUCGACGAUUGGGACACUAUAUGAUCUGGCUAACAGAGAAGAUUCGUUUAGCUCCGAAAGGCAGCACUUUGAUAAGUACGACGUGUCAGAAAUCAGUGGCAGAUUUCUUGCGCGCUCGUAAACUUGACAUAUUUACAUCGUUGUACUUUUUCUUUGCUCGGAAAUCUACAUUUUAA